Messenger RNA from Aspergillus ochraceoroseus IBT 24754, 780 nucleotides. Its product is annotated as ribonuclease P subunit p20 family protein. Gene Ontology annotation, biological process: intronic box C/D snoRNA processing; rRNA processing; nuclear-transcribed mRNA catabolic process, RNase MRP-dependent. The transcript is spliced from 2 exons. Gene Ontology annotation, cellular component: ribonuclease MRP complex; nucleolar ribonuclease P complex. NCBI's taxonomy places the organism in Eukaryota, Fungi, Ascomycota, Eurotiomycetes, Eurotiales, Aspergillaceae. The coding region runs from base 1 to 780 and encodes 259 amino acids. The record is from RefSeq and is a predicted model, not a curated record. Gene Ontology annotation, molecular function: RNA binding.
AUGGCCGGGACGAAACCGAACCACGACUUGCAAUUCGAACGAAAAAACAAGGACAUGAUCAGACUCCCUAAAUAUGCUCGAGUCCAAAAACGCCCCAUCCCACACGCCCCCGUCGCAUCCCCCUACGCGGGCGCCUCAGUGCCUAAAAUCGUCUACGUCUCAACCAACACCCCCUUCAUGAGCACUGUGAAACGCGUACAGAAGCUCCUACGCCACGCAGAGAAACGCGCCACCGCAUCCGUUGACCUAGCAAAUAGCAAGAAAAAGGACCAGCAGAAGUUAGCGACCAUCGCGCGUGGGCAGGACCAGCUCCGACGGGAGGAAGUGUUUGUUAAAGCGACGGGGAGAGCGAUGCAGAAGGCCCUGAGCGUGGGGAGGUGGUUCGAGGGACGGGAUAGUGAGUACGUGGUUAAGGUGAAGACGGGGAGCGUGCUCGUUGUGGAUGAUGUUGAGGAGGAUGACGAGGCGAAAGAGAAGGCUAUGAAGGAGGCGGAGAGGCUAAGCGGGGAGGGAGGCUUACAGUCAUCGGGACUUGUCGGCGAUGAUUCGACUGUUCCUACUAUGACUGAGGUUAGCGAGGGGAGUGGGAACUCUGGUUCUGGCGCUGGGACAACAGGUUUUGUGUCGUCGGGCGAUACCUUGCCGAAGCCUCUCUCGAAAUCUGCGAUGAAGAAGCGAAAACGGGCCGCGAGCUUGGCGGCAUCAAUUGUUGAAGCGGAGUUACCUGAGACACGAACGAGAUGGGUCAACUCCGUGGAAGUUGCUGUGUCUCUGAGGUGA